UAGUCAGGCCAUCUCUUAGGACACCUAUUUCUAGCCUGAGCGCCUUCUGUUGCCGUCCCCGCUCUUCUGUCGGGAUCCGCCGCUAACGUGAAGCUGGACCCAGAAUUUCUUCAGAAAUGUCGGUGAGGGAGUCCUUUAACCCAGAAAGCUAUGAGCUGGAUAAGAACUUCAGGCUCACACGUUACGCUGAGCUCAAGGGCACAGGAUGCAAGGUUCCUCAAGACGUUUUACAGAAACUACUAGAAUCCUUACAGGAAAACCACUAUCAAGAAGAUGAACAUUUUCUCGGGGCAGUUAUGCCUCGACUAGGCAUAGGCAUGGACACAUGUGUCAUCCCUCUCAGACACGGUGGGCUGUCUCUCGUCCAGACAACAGAUUACAUUUAUCCUAUUGUGGAUGACCCCUACAUGAUGGGAAGAAUUGCUUGUGCCAACGUUCUAAGUGACCUGUACGCCAUGGGAGUGACAGAGUGUGACAACAUGUUGAUGCUUCUGGGAGUCAGCAACAAAAUGUCAGAGAAAGAAAGAGACAAAGUCAUGCCUCUGAUCAUUCAGGGAUUCAAAGAUGCUUCAGAGGAGGCGGGCACAUCUGUCACAGGAGGACAAACUGUGCUCAACCCCUGGAUAGUGAUGGGAGGAGUGGCUACAACCGUCUGUCAACCUAACGAGUUCAUCAUGCCUGACAACGCAGUCCCAGGAGAUGUGUUGGUGUUGACUAAACCUCUGGGAACACAAGUGGCUGUUGCAGUGCAUCAGUGGUUAGACAUUCCUGAGAAAUGGAACAAAAUCAAGUUGGUGGUAACACAGGAAGAUGUAGAGCUGGCCUACCAUGAAGCCAUGAUGAACAUGGCGCGACUCAAUCGAACAGCUGCCAGUCUCAUGCACACCUUCAAUGCCCACGCAGCCACCGAUAUCACAGGGUUCGGCAUCCUCGGCCACGCGCAGACGCUGGCACGACAACAGCGGAGCGAGGUGUCGUUCGUCAUCCACAACCUGCCAGUGCUCGCCAAGAUGGCUGCUGUGUCCAAAGCCUGUGGGAACAUGUUUGGGCUCAUGCACGGCACCUGCCCAGAAACCUCAGGAGGCCUGCUUAUCUGUUUGCCCCGGGAGCAGGCUGCCCGCUUUUGUGCCGAAAUCAAGUCCCCAAAAUACGGAGAGGGCCACCAAGCAUGGAUCAUUGGGAUUGUAGAGAAAGGAAACCGCACGGCUCGUAUCAUCGACAAACCACGAAUCAUAGAGGUGACGCCACAAGCAUCCACGCAGAAUGUCAACCCAACACCCGGGGCAACUUCCUAAACCUCCGUUUCAUAGACCUGAACCCGAAACCUCUGUUGAGAGAUUUUAGACCUAUAAACUACAAAAUCAUUGUAGAGUGUUGAAAUAUGUACACACAAUAGUAAAAAAGAAAAAAAAACACAACUAAGACUGGGUUGGCGUGCAUUAUCAUGGAAAGAGCCCCUCUCUGUGACCUCGAGGACAUGUCACCACCCAGUGGACUCAAGUGGCAGUGUCCCCGUGAUAUGAAAUAGACAAAAAAUAGAGCAUACUUAUUCAUUUGCCUUUUCUGUCUGUUUUGUUCAAUGUGCUUGAUUGGCGGGCAGCUUCUGAUAAGAGUGAUGAUGGAGACAAUAAUCUGAUUCAUUUUGAAUCUUUGCAAGUCUGGAAUCUGUUGCCUCUCUGUCUCUUUUCAAAUUGCUCUCCUCAAACAAGCAGACCGAGGUUUUGGCGUUUUUUGUUUGUCGUCCGUUCACGUUGUACAGUUUAAAAGCCUAGUUUUUAGUUUGUUGCUGUAACUGAUGCCUUGAAAGACAUAAUGUGAGCAGAAUUGCUUGUUUUUUUUUAUUACUUUUACUUUUUGUAUCGUCCCCACAUACUAAUAAAUACCAGAUGGUUUUCUUCUUGCUACUCUGAAGCUGCGUUUGUUAAAGGUGUAAAUUCAGUGGAACUGAGCUACUUUGUAAAAGCUUCAAAUUAGUUUCCAACCUUAACGGUUUGCCACUCCACUGCACUUUGAUUUUAUUUUUUUAAGCUUUAGUUGUAAAUGAUGGAAAACCACACCUGCAUUCCCAGCACAUCCUCAUAUUUUUUGACAUGGGUUUUUAUUGAAAACAUCUGAUAUUCCUUUUUUUUUAUUGUAUCAAAGAACCGUUUGCUCUGUGAACUCAUUACCAUUUUGGUAUUUGGUACAUUUGGUUUGAUGCCUGGUGUACUGAAAGCAAAUUGACGUUGAAGAUUACAGCUGGUUACUUUUUUUUCCUUUAACCUAAUGGAGUGGAAAAAUCUAGAAGACUUCCGAAAAUGUAAGAAACAGGAUAUAAAACUCGGUUUUUCCUUAGCUUCCAAUAAAACUCUCUUGUAAAA
Messenger RNA from Austrofundulus limnaeus, 2360 nucleotides. It is a transcript of the gene sephs1, whose product is annotated as selenophosphate synthetase 1. NCBI's taxonomy places the organism in Eukaryota, Metazoa, Chordata, Actinopteri, Cyprinodontiformes, Rivulidae. Gene Ontology annotation, molecular function: selenide, water dikinase activity; ATP binding. Gene Ontology annotation, biological process: L-selenocysteine biosynthetic process. The record is from RefSeq and is a predicted model, not a curated record. Gene Ontology annotation, cellular component: cytoplasm. The coding region runs from base 117 to 1295 and encodes 392 amino acids. The transcript is spliced from 10 exons.